Molecule: messenger RNA, 450 nt
Organism: Laccaria bicolor S238N-H82
Lineage: Eukaryota; Fungi; Basidiomycota; Agaricomycetes; Agaricales; Hydnangiaceae
Exons: 2
Coding region: 1-450 (149 amino acids)
Source: RefSeq, a predicted model, not a curated record
AUGAACGAGUUAGAAUUCGCACGCAAACCUUGUGCCAACGCUACCAAAAGUAACCAACUCGAACACUUACCUUGUGACUCAAUAGAACAUAGAAUUGACAAAAGUGUUCUUCACGUCGUACGCAGUGCGCCAGAGCUAUUUCCUCCGCCCAAGGAGGCUCCUUCUGGCUCAUCACAAAGAUCUAUAUCAAACUUUGUCCGCCGGCGAAGGAACUUGAAGAGUCAAGUCGAGAUCUGGCGAGGAUCUGGAAUCCAAGAUACUUGCUCUGCUCUCCAGAACUGGCCCAGAUUCUCCUUGCAAAGGAAGCAAAUAAUGUCUACUCUAACCCAAGUUUUAGGAACUGCAUCACAUUCGACGUUUAAAGCUUCAUUGAUUUCUUGUCUGACCACCGGAAGGGUCUGGGUUGGGGGCUUGCAAAUAACUUCUCUUCGAGGAAUAUUACCAUUCUAA